Molecule: messenger RNA, 5693 nt
Organism: Homarus americanus (American lobster)
Lineage: Eukaryota; Metazoa; Arthropoda; Malacostraca; Decapoda; Nephropidae
Gene: RhoGAP1A
Product: breakpoint cluster region protein-like
Exons: 14
Coding region: 37-2424 (795 amino acids)
Biological process (GO): positive regulation of GTPase activity; intracellular signal transduction
Cellular component (GO): membrane
Molecular function (GO): guanyl-nucleotide exchange factor activity; GTPase activator activity
Source: RefSeq, a predicted model, not a curated record
GGGGUGUAUGGAAGCAGCGUGGAGUCUACGAGUCACAUGCCGUCGGCUCCACCCACCCCGCCCACCGCCACGAGAUGGGCGUCCUCAGGAGAACUGCCGGACACCCCUGCCCCGCCCACACCAGACCCCGUGGCAGAGGCUGAGAGGCUCACUAUGUACCGUUGUAUUAUCUCAUCCAUCGUCGAGUCGGAAACCAUCUACCUCGAGUGUCUGGAUGUUGUCCUCCAGUAUAUGAAAGCACUGAAGGCAACACUGACAACAUCUCAGCCUGUGAUCUCACCAGAUGACUUCUCGACGGUGUUUUACCGAAUAACAGAAUUACACGCCACCCAUAGUGAGUUUCUGAACGGACUUAAGGAGAACACGAGUCAGUGGGACGGCACCAACACGAUUGGAGAACUUUUUAGAGUUCUGGCAAGUAAACUGGAUGUCUAUGCCACAUUUCUGCAAAAUUACCCUCGUGCUGUAGAGACAGUAAAGCGGUGCAGCACACAGAGCCCACAGUUUGCUGACAUAACCCGGUCCAUCAAACUACGCUCCCUCCAGAGCCAGGCACAGUCCCUGGAGGACCUCCUGCACCGACCUGUGGCCAGGGUGCAGAAAAAUGCUCUAGUCUUACAUGACUUGCUCAAGUACACUCCUGAGCACCACUCAGAUCAUGAAACACUACGCGAAGCUCUCAGACUCACACAGAACUUCCUCACACACCUCUCCAUGGUACACACUGAAACCAUGUUUCCUGCUCAGGAUCGUCCUCAGCGACAUCUGGUUCGCAACUCAUUCAUAGUGGAGCUGGUAGAAGGUCACCGCAAACUGAGACAUCUCUUCCUGUUCAACGAUGUUAUUGUGUGUGCCAAGUACAAACCAACUGGUAGAUCAGAGAAGUUUACAUUUGAAGUGAAGUGGUACAUCAGCCUCCAUGACAUCGUUGUGUUAAACGACAGUGGACCCGAGACCCUGAAGGAGUCCAACCCUCCAAACCUGGUGUCUCUUAAGUCUCAAGCCUCCACAGUGCGAGACCAGCUGAGGAGGGUGGACAACAUGGGUGAUAAAGGGGCUGGCCGCAUGAACAUUGCGCGGAAUGAGAAACAGAGGAAGAAGUUAGCAGAACUGGAAGCUCAGCUGGUACUAGCAUCACCCAACCUACCCUUCAGAAUAUCCAAGAGAGCCGGCUCAGUCCACACAUUCCUUAUCUCAUCAGAAUAUGAGCGAGAUCAGUGGGGUGAAGCCAUUCAAGUUCUACAGAACAACACCCCUGGUGUCGGAGGAAGCUCCCUCACCCUUCAGGAGCUGCAGGGAUGGAUCACAGCUUGUCGAUCCUUCUUGAAGACCAAUAUGGGGUCAUUCUUGCUCAAAUCUGGUCGAGAUGAUUCACUGUUGCUUGGUGAUCUUCACAUCGUGGUAUCUAGUCUACAUGGCCUCACUAGUCCAGCAAACAUGUAUGUGUGCUUCGAAGUAGACUCGUACGGGCACUUCUUCCGCAAGGCUAAAACAAAGGUCACUGAAGCAGUGGAACCUCACUGGAACCAAGAUUUCAUCAUCGAGUUAGAGGGUUCACAGACUCUCCGUAUUCUGUGCUAUGAGGACCAUCCAAAGCUGGGAACACAGCUGAGGGGCAAAACUCAUUUGGAGCUAUCACGAUCUUGGUUGAACAGUACUUUAACCGAGCGACGUGUCAGCCUCCAGGACCUGGUGUUAGUUCUGUCCCUCAAGUUCCUGCCACCUGAGGCAACCUUAAGAAGGGUGCCCACUGGCAAGUCCUCAGGGCUAUUUGGUGCCAACAUUGCUCAUACUUGCAGACGAGAGAAGCGAAGCGUUCCAUUUAUCGUAACUCGUUGUGUUAGAGAGGUUGAGAGACGUGGCAUGCAGGAGGUGGGAAUUUACCGAGUCUCUGGCUUGGCAUCUGAUAUAACAAAACUCAAGAAAUCUUUUGAAGCAAAUCCUUAUGAAGCAGAGCAACUCGUGAAAGAAGUGGACAUCCACUCUGUAACAGGCCUGCUCAAGCUGUUCCUCCGGGAGCUUCCUGAAGCACUCUACACCAGUGAACUUUACCCACGAUUUUUUGAGGCGUAUAGUGCCACAGACUUGGAAUACAAGAAGACCACAUUGCUCAAACUUUUCUCGUCGCUGCCUCAAUUAAAUCAGUCUAUCAUAGCUUACCUCUUGGAACAUUUAGUCAAAAUUCAUGAAAUGGAGCACCUAAACAAGAUGUCACUGCACAAUCUGGCAACAGUAUUCGGUCCGACUCUCCUAAGGCCCGGAGCUAAACCUGGCAACCCAUCACCAGCAGAAAAAUUGGCUGCAGGGACUGUUGAUGUCAUGGCCCAAGCGGGUAUUCUCCACUUUUUCCUUACCCGGCGUGCAAACGGUGAACCCAUUCAAAUUGGUAAUCACAAUAUAGAAGGGGAGGGCAUGCAAGAAUGAAAAACAGAAAAUAUACCUGCAUGCAAGAUAUCUACAGUACUUUGCAUUGUUUUUACGGCAAAAUCCCCAUCACUCGAGCAAUUUCCAUCUGAUUGCAUCUACUUCCCCAGAUUAAUGUAAGUAUUCUUUUGUAAUACAGUAUGUAAAGAUCAUUUAUAUUGUAGUUUAAUAUAUGAGAAGAACUAGAUCAUCAGCUGCUGAGUUAGGCAAGUGAGCCAAAGAACUUUCUUUAGGAGAAAAAAUAUGUCUGCCAUUGUAGUACAGUACAGUCUUUGUGUGUCGACCAAUGAGACCUUAUGGUCUUAUGCCUAUACUGUAAUGAGUCUUAUGCUACCUAAACUUUUUACAAAGUGACUUUUCCUGCAUUAGAAUUAUACAUGUUAAUGAAUUAGUGUCAAACAUGAAUCAAUACACAAGAGCUUUAAACUCAAAGCCUUAUAACUGAAUUGUCUGGAGAAAAGUGUUUAUUUACAAUACAUUAUACUCUAACAAUUAUUACUUUCUUCAGUACUAAAGAAAAUGUUUUCUGUGUUUUGUGAUACAGUAGCUGUAUAUGUAUAUGUAUAUAAUUCUCUGGGUUAUAAAUUGAUGCUGCAGCUACAAGAGUUGGUUAGUUGAAAAAGUUACCUUUAUUUCUCCUCUGCUACAAGAUGAUACAUAAAUUAGCCCAGCCAUAGUCUCAAUGCCUUAAGAGCAAGAUGGUUAUUGCUGAUGCACACAUAAUUCACUUGUAUGGCAUAGGGCCUCUUGUAUCACAUGAACAUAUUUCUAGACAACAAAGGAAUGUUAAACUGCCAUUCCAUUACUGUUUGCAGAAGUAUUUUAUUUACAUUUUGUGAUCAAGUCCACUUUUGUUUAUCCUCAACCAUUCCUGAGUUUCUUUAAUCUCCAUUAUUUUCAUGUUAUAUAUUUUGGUUGUUGUCGAGCUACUACUUCGUUUCAUAACUUUUAUUGUAUAUGGUUUAUAAUUUUCUCUAUACAGUAAUACGAAGUUUCAGUGGGAAUGUUGCCAUAAUUUGUUCUUUGUAUUAUAAUUCCAGUGAUUCAUAAUUUAAUUUUAAGCCAUUACUACUGUGAUACAUUUGUGUUGCGUGAUGCUCUUCUUUUUUUAUUUAGUUGGCUGUAAUUUGUGAAAGAUGGUGAUACUUUUCCUGCAUAUGUUCUUUAAAACCUUGCAAAAUAUUUUUUCCUUUCUUGUUUGUAAGAACAUUGCAUUAGACAAAUUAAUGUGUUGUUUCCAUAGUUUCUCAGUGGUUAUUAUAAACAGGUUGUUAGUGAAAUGGGCCUCCAUUCUAUUGGGCCCCAACCUAACGUAACCGUUAGGAUUUUAAGCCUUUUACAACUGGACUCCAAGUGUAAUGAUUGGUGAGGUUAGGUUAGGAUUUAAUAUGACUGGGUCCCAUUUGACUUAUCACCCGACAACAGUAUCGUAGUCUCAGGCAAAUUAUCGGAGGAAUUGUACAAAACAGGAAAUCAGUGAUCACUUUGGCCUUUGUGAUUUUUUGAUAAUGUUGUGUGUGAGAUAGGAAUUAACCUUCCUAUAACAUAUCUGAGUAUACCAGAGUAUGUCAUGUUAGGUUUACUCUGAACAGUAGUCCUUUUUGAUGAACUACUAGCUACCAUGUGUUCACUACCUUGUUUUGCCUUUGUAUCAGUGGAUGAAAAACAAAAGUCAACAUUUUUGGAUAACAACCGAGGCCUUCUGAAAUGUACUGACAUAGUAUGUUCUACUCAAGGGGGAAAUGCCUAAUAUUUUUUAAUACCUUUACUAAGUAUAUUAGUGAGUAUGUGUUGUUUGUAUUUUCCAUACUAGACUGAUGAAACUUAUUUAAUUCAUGUGGCUCCAAUAUUGUAGCAUAGCAUAUUAUAAUCCAAGCCCUGUAAACACUGGUCAUGAUAUUUUAUUAAUGGUGCACUAUUUGUCCUGUGUGAGGUGUUAAUGUCACUUUUACACCUUAACAAAAUGCAGGUUUCCAGUCACAUUGCUGCAGUGGAGCAUUGCAAGCGUCGUAGUAGCCUUUUAAAAAUAAUACUCUGCUCAUAAUUCAGAAUUGUGAGAAAAAUUAUGUUAUAUGCUUAUGUCGCUGUAGAUACUUGUAUACUGUAUAUAUUUGUACAUUGUGCUUAUUUUGUACAUUGGAAGUCAGGAUAUUCUUGUGUAAAUGUAUCAGUGAAGACAUGUUAUAUUUUAGGUUAGUUUUAUCUUAAGCCUCAUCAGAGACUAUAUAGUAUAUAAACUCUUCACCCUCUGGAAAGAUAAACUUCUACUUCAAUACAGGAGAAAAUAUUAAUGUUCUUCGAAAAUACAAUUGUGGAUGAAGAAGAAACGGAACACUACAGACUUGUGUAUAUUGCUGUGUAUCCAUGACCCAGGUAACUUAAUUGUGUUUGUUCAGUUCAAAUUUUGAAUCUUUUUCAAUAAUGGGUACAUGUUAAUUCUUUAUUAUAAUGAAUACACUAUACCAUUAAUUUAGUGGCUCUAAUAAUUGCAUACAAUUUAAUUUACUUCAGCUACUUUUACAAUUUCUAAACAUCACUCAUUUAUACAAUUGUGUUUUUUCAAUGAAUACUCAACACUGUUUAUCUAUAUCAAUUUAAAACAAAAAUAUAUUAAACAAUGCCCAUAACUAUUCUUUGAUUUCACAAAUAACUUAAUGUUUUGUUUAUUCUUCAGUGAAACUGAUAAUUGAUAAGUAUUCUGUAAACUAUGAGAUGCUAGGAGUUAAAACUCACAAUGUUAGAUGGAAACUUUAUUUCUGUACAGUUUUCAUAUUUGCUUACCCCAACUACAUUCGUUACCCCCUUCACUGUGGUGACGCCAAUUUUAAUAUUUUAUUUGGCCAACGCCAGAACACUUUAUUCAGCUCAGAGGGGGACCUGUGCAUAAGGGACUAAGUAACCAGGAGAGUGAGGCUGCAGGCCACAUACAAGCACAGAUAUAUAGAACUGAACAAAUAGGUAAGGACACUGUAUUGUUGGAUUAGGAACUGUCAGGUAAAAGAACCAAAACUUUAAGUGGUCAGUAUCAUGUCUUAGAAUUUAUAUUUCUGAAGGAAAGCUGAUUUUUCAAUAGUGUACUUCUUAUGCCAGUCAGUUUUAUGGAAUACAGUACAGUAUGUUGCUUCUCUUCUAAUCUAUUCUGUGAAACAGGAAUAAUUAUUUUUAGUACUUGUACAGGUUGUACCUCUCUAGUCCGGCAUUCUGUGGUCCGGAAACACCCGUGGUCCGGAACGAUUUUAGUUUGUCCAAUAGGUAGAUAGGCAACUUUU